AUGGCUUGGGGUGAUGAUUUACCAUUAGUAUCAUGGGACAAGACAGACGACCCGACUGUUGUCUUGGAUCUCCCCUUCGAUACCACUCCUUCCACAACUCCUCAAGAGCAGCCGCAACUAGCAUCCCUGCCGGCUUCCCCUGACUGUGGUACUCUAUCGACUUGUUCUUCCAAUGAUGUGGCCUGUGGUAUGUCUUCUCCCCCCUUUAGUGCCCUCCCACCACUCAGUGAUCUAGAGGCUCUCAAUGGUCCCUUCGCUCAGCCUCUUGGUUUCUUAGGGUCCUCUACAGGCGUGGAUUGUACUCUCGCCGACUCUAUAGGGAAGUCAGCAGCAACAACCUCUCAAGAGCCAGGGCUUGAUGCCUUAAGUCGAAUAAUAGCAGCUCGAUGUGUCGACCCUCUUACUCUGCCUCGUGCAGCUGUUCAGGACUACGACCAGAUGCAGCAAGGGCCGGCUCCAAAGAGGGCCAGACUAGCGGAUACUGGUGCUGAUCUUAGCGUCAAUGGGCUUGCUACUCUCAGUGCUAGCACCAAUCUAAGCACACUAACGCGUCCAACUCCCUCGGACCGUGGUCAUGUCAGCCCUUAUAUGAUGCUCAACUCGCUUCGUAAGAAGGAGUAUGCUGCACCACCGGGUGUAUGGAAAAAUUCUGGUGGAUACAUUUCGACUGUUUAUGUCAAUAAGAGGCGUAUUUAUGGUCCUUUGCGAAAGACUCUGGCUGAGUCUGUGCGCGAUAGGGAGGAAAUGUUGAUAGCCAAGGAGAGACAUGCAUCAGAAGAAGAGAUCCGAGAGUUAGUUGCAGCACUCAAGGAGAUCAAUGGGGGAGGUUCACGUGGCUCUUCCAAGGGUCGAAGACAUCGUAAAACGCAGAAGACUGGUAAGACCACCAACAGCUGUAGUGUCACAAGUACAACCAGUGGAGGCAGUAGUGGUACCAGUGCGGGAGGUCUUUUCCCUACUAUUCCGGAACCGGAGGCUGGGCUGAGCGGAGCGGAGUUCCCGUCCUUAGCGGCUCGAUUUCAGAAUGAGAACUAUUUUGGUGGGUUUUCUCCCGACUCGAUUGGUUUCGGCCAAUACUAA
Messenger RNA from Perkinsus marinus ATCC 50983, 1080 nucleotides. RefSeq lists its product as hypothetical. The transcript has a single exon. Lineage: Eukaryota; Perkinsozoa; Perkinsida; Perkinsidae. The record is from RefSeq and is a predicted model, not a curated record. The coding region runs from base 1 to 1080 and encodes 359 amino acids.